Molecule: messenger RNA, 1158 nt
Organism: Dermacentor silvarum
Lineage: Eukaryota; Metazoa; Arthropoda; Arachnida; Ixodida; Ixodidae
Exons: 3
Coding region: 1-1158 (385 amino acids)
Molecular function (GO): catalytic activity
Source: RefSeq, a predicted model, not a curated record
AUGCCCGAAAUCGAACAUGUCAUGGUAGAGCUUCUCCCUGGCAACGCAUCCCGACAAAGCGUGUACAUACUCAAUGUAUACAGCAGCCCCAGUCACCACAAGCAACGGUUCAAACGCCUGUUCCAGAAAGCCAUUCGCCUCGCCGGCUCCAAUCCGAUAGUGAUCGCGGGCGACUUUAACGCCGCGCAUCGCACCUGGGUCUACGCGUAUGACACCCCCAAGGGUACCGAGCUUUGGCAGAACGCGAACGACAUGAAUCUCACCCUCAUUACGGACAAGGCUUUCCCCACCCGCACUGGCACGUCCACGCAAAGAGACACCACCCUGGAUCUCUGCUUCGUCAAGAAUAUCGCCGACGCCCGUUGGUCCAACCUCGCGGUAGAUCUCGGUAGCGACCAUUUCUUAUUGGCCGUACACUUCCCCACAGUCAGCAGGAAGACCAAGACGUACACGUGGGUGGACUGGGACCUCUUCCGCAAGAUUCGCGCAGAACGACCCCCUCCCUACGCCGCGCCAAGUCUCGAGACGUGGACGGAUCAGCUUAAGGUCGACGUCGGCAAGGCCACCAAAACCAUCUGUACAGACCUGCCCACCGAGAGGAUGGACAGUCGCCUAGCCCACCUGCUCGAGGCCAAACAAUCCCUACUGGCCCGAUGGAAGGGCCAGCGCCUCAAUCGGUGGUUACGCAAACGCAUAUCCGAGCUGAACAAGAGCAUAGCGGAUCACUGCAGCACCCUUUCCAAACAGCAGUGGGACGAAGUUUGUAACUCGAUUGACGGAUACUCCAUCAGGCCAAAGGGACCGCACCACCCGAGCCUCGUGCAGAAAUAUCUACCGCUUCCCGCGGACCCGUCGAUUCCUCACCCCGAAUACACUGGUACCGACAACACCCACUUAGACGCCGACUUUUCCGUCGAAGAGGUGCGCCGAGCUCUGCACGAACUCAAUGGCCGUUCCACCCCUGGCCCCGAUGGCAUCCCCAACAAGCUCCUGCGCAACUUGGAUGAGCCCUCCGUCACUUACCUCACCGAUACUAUCAACGAAACGUGGAAGAAGGGGCCGUCCUCCGCGCAGGAGACCUGGUGUCGGAAGAAGUCGAGCUCGGACAGCGGGGAACUCCCCAGGGGUCCGUCCUCUCGCCGACGCUCUUCAACCUAG